Messenger RNA from Trematosphaeria pertusa, 381 nucleotides. RefSeq lists its product as uncharacterized. The coding region runs from base 1 to 381 and encodes 126 amino acids. The transcript is spliced from 3 exons. NCBI's taxonomy places the organism in Eukaryota, Fungi, Ascomycota, Dothideomycetes, Pleosporales, Trematosphaeriaceae. The record is from RefSeq and is a predicted model, not a curated record.
AUGCCCAACGGAGACUUGAGUCAAAACCAUUGGACUAUUUAUUUACUUCUGAAUGGUUCAGGAUCAGUGCAGAUCAAUAUGAAGACAGACCCUCGUCCUAGUGUGGUCCAAGGAGUGUACGAAGUCACUCGACGCAGCUACAGAGUCUCGAACGGCUGUACGAUGCAAGAAAUAAGCUCCAAAGGUUGGCACCGAUAUAAUAUGACUGCAGGUGGAGUCGGUUGCAGGCACUGGGUUCUCGCUGUACUUCGAGGUCUUGCCGCCCGGGGAUGGGUGGAUGCAAAUGACAUUGAAACCCAGCUAGUGCCUGCACUUCAGUUCAAUUAUUCGAAGAACACCUCUCCUAUUCCUCUGAAAACGCUAGAAGGUUCCUUCUAUUGA